AUGGCCUGGUUCUUGGUCUCAGUGACAUUUGUAAUCCUCGCAAGAACAGCAGGCGCCGUGCCUGCUCUUAUUACGGGUACUGCCCUUCCGCCAAAUAUCGCCCAUCAGGCGGGCGGUGGUCUUCCGAACCAACCAGGCAGUCCUCGGGUCUUACAAAACGGGCUUUCCAACUUCCAAGUGGCAAACUUCCUCGAAAACCUUGAAUCUGCUUUUUUCCAAGAAGGCUUGUUCAACUUAAGCCAGUGGGCACAUUGCGGCCAAGGAAGAAAUUCAUGUGGCAGCAAUAGUUUCCUUGUUGCGUGGAAAUCAUUUGGUGUACAAGAUGUGGCGCCCUGUCAAUAUAUUUUUCCUGUCACGGAUCAAAGUAGUUUCUUUGCCCUUGGAAAUAUCAUCACUACCGUUGGCAUUGGUGCUUUAGUUGGUCUCCAGAGUGCACUGGCACUGUCUGAUCCCACAAUCGAAGCAACCAUUGGGUAUAUUCUCCCUGUUGAAUCAAGGCAUGAUGCGUUCUUUCGUAUCACUGCGAACGAAAUUCCAAACCCUACCACAUUUGAGACGCCUAUCAGUGGCAUCUGGGCUUACAAUUUGGCAUUGGAUUUUGUCAUGGCAGGCUCAUGCUCAAACCUUCCCCAGGCAGUUGCCUCUUUACCAGUUUUUCCCGACCUUGGCAUUGUCGGUUAUGGUGAUCCUUCCUUUGCCACACCCAACGCCCCUGGGAAUUAA
This is a messenger RNA of Exophiala aquamarina CBS 119918, 723 nucleotides long. RefSeq lists its product as uncharacterized. The transcript has 2 exons. The coding region runs from base 1 to 723 and encodes 240 amino acids. Lineage: Eukaryota; Fungi; Ascomycota; Eurotiomycetes; Chaetothyriales; Herpotrichiellaceae. The record is from RefSeq and is a predicted model, not a curated record.